Messenger RNA from Actinia tenebrosa (Australian red waratah sea anemone), 1269 nucleotides. Its product is annotated as U6 snRNA phosphodiesterase 1. NCBI's taxonomy places the organism in Eukaryota, Metazoa, Cnidaria, Anthozoa, Actiniaria, Actiniidae. Gene Ontology annotation, biological process: U6 snRNA 3'-end processing. Gene Ontology annotation, cellular component: nucleus. The record is from RefSeq and is a predicted model, not a curated record. Gene Ontology annotation, molecular function: 3'-5'-RNA exonuclease activity.
UCCAACAUGGCGGAAUAGCUGGUUUUCAAAAAACAGUCAAAAUUACAAUGAAUUUCGUAAUUUUCAGCUUACUAAAGUGGCCGAAAUUUAAAAUUGUUAGAAGCCCAUAGCGUUAGCUAAUGGCUAAAAGAAAAUAUGACGGUCUGGCUCAACUAGUCAGUUCUUAUUUUGACGAAGAUUCAGAAACUACGACUACGUCUGAAAGUGAAGACGAGGAUGAACUACAGAUACCUAGAAAGGAUGGAUGUCUGGAAGUGAAUGGACUUGAAAAUGCUAAGAAGGUUAAAUUGAAUCCAGAUGAAGCAGCAACCAAAAAGGAAAAAACAAGUUUACCUUUACCCACAGGAAUCUUGGAUAUGUUUAAUGACAAAGAUUCAGAGGAUGCUACUAGUCAUGAUGGUAGAGUAAGAUCCUUUGAGCACUUUCCUGGCAACUGGGCCAUGCAUGUCUAUACUCCAUUUCCAGCUCCAAGAURUCUCGGUCCAACUAUUCAGUCUCUGGUUGACAGUUUACCCUCAGCUAUUCCUGCUAAAAUGCAUUUGCUCCCACUGUCUGAUCUUCAUGUUAGUCUAUCGAGAACAGUUCCGGUAAGACACUACUGGAUUGAACCAAUAGUGGAGCAACUGAGGGAUAGUCUUUCCACAAAAGAAAGGUUUAGUUGCACAAUUGAAAAGCCACAAUUUUAUGUUAAUGAUGAAAAAAACAGGUCGUUCCUGGGGUUAAAAAUUUCAACUGGAGAACAUCAGCUCCAGAAUCUUAUCUCUCUUGUUGAUGACGUCUUGGCUGGAUUUGCCUUACCAGAGUUCUAUAAGAAUCCAUCAUUUCACAUCAGUGUUGCCUGGUGUCUUGGUGAUAUCUACACUCAAAUAACAAAGGAUGAUGAGGAUAGACUCCAGACAAUUUUUGAUUCUAUGAUGACAGAGAAAUCCUCGAGUAGUUUGUUGUUUGAUGUCAGAGAAGUCAGAUGUAAGAUUGGCAACAAGCUCUUCACCUUUAGUCUUGCUGAAUGAAGCGACCAUGGGGUGGGCUCAUCAUAAUACAUUUUCCAAAAUCACUGUAAUUUUUUUCUUUUUUUCCUUUUUUUUAUUCUCGGAUGAUUUUGUAGUAGAUAGAGUGAAAGAAUUAAUGUACCCGGUUUUCAUUGAUUGGACUCUGACCACAGGUAGCCCAAGCUUGGUUUCUGUGGUGUCCUGUUAUAAGGGAAUGUAUGGGGAUUCAUUCUUUCGCUCUGUGUGGUUAAUUUUUGAAUUUAGCCCGUUUUAAGGAUUU